AUGUCUUGUACAGACAUUGCUCCGAGUAGUGGAUCAGCUGGGUAUGUUGUGUUCAGUAGUGGAUCAGCUGGGUAUGUUGUGUUCAGUAGUGGAUCAGCUGGGUAUGUUGUGUUCAGUAGUGGAUCAGCUGGGUAUGUUGUGUUCAGUAGUGGAUCAGCUGGGUAUGUUGUGUUCAGUAGUGGAUCAGCUGGGUAUGUUGUGUUCAGUAGUGGAUCAGCUGGGUAUGUUGUGUUUAGUAGUGGAUCAGCUGGGUAUGUUGUGUUUAGUAGUGGAUCAGCUGGGUAUGUUGUGUUCAGUAGUGGAUCAGCUGGGUAUGUUGUGUUUAGUAGUGGAUCAGCUGGGUAUGUUGUGUUUAGUAGUGGAUCAGCUGGGUAUGUUGUGUUCAGUAGUGAAUCAGCUGGGUAUGUUGUGUUUAGUAGUGGAUCAGCUGGGUAUGUUGUGUUCAGUAGUGGAUCAGCUGGGUAUGUUGUGUUUAGUAGUGGAUCAGCUGGGUAUGUUGUGUUCAGUAGUGGAUCAGCUGGGUAUGUUGUGUUUAGUAGUGGAUCAGCUGGGUAUGUUGUGUUUAGUAGUGGAUCAGCUGGGUAUGUUGUGUUUAGUAGUGGAUCAGCUGGGUAUGUUGUGUUCAGUAGUGGAUCAGCUGGGUAUGUUGUGUUUAGUAGUGGAUCAGCUGGGUAUGUUGUGUUCAGUAGUGGAUCAGCUGGGUAUGUUGUGUUUAGUAGUGGAUCAGCUGGGUAUGUUGUGUUUAGUAGUGGAUCAGCUGGGUAUGUUGUGUUCAGUAGUGGAUCAGCUGGGUAUGUUGUGUUUAGUAGUGGAUCAGCUGGGUAUGUUGUGUUCAGUAGUGGAUCAGCUGGGUAUGUUGUGUUUAGUAGUGGAUCAGCUGGGUAUGUUGUGUUUAGUAGUGGAUCAGCUGGGUAUGUUGUGUUCAGUAGUGAAUCAGCUGGGUAUGUUGUGUUUAGUAGUGGAUCAGCUGGGUAUGUUGUGUUCAGUAGUGGAUCAGCUGGGUAUGUUGUGUUUAGUAGUGGAUCAGCUGGGUAUGUUGUGUUUAGUAGUGGAUCAGCUGGGUAUGUUGUGUUCAGUAGUGGAUCAGCUGGGUAUGUUGUGUUUAGUAGUGGAUCAGCUGGGUAUGUUGUGUUCAGUAGUGGAUCAGCUGGGUAUGUUGUGUUUAGUAGUGGAUCAGCUGGGUAUGUUGUGUUUAGUAGUGGAUCAGCUGGGUAUGUUGUGUUCAGUAGUGAAUCAACUGGGUAUGUUGUGUUUAGUAGUGGAUCAGCUGGGUAUGUUGUGUUCAGUAGUGGAUCAGCUGGGUAUGUUGUGUUUAGUAGUGGAUCAGCUGGGUAUGUUGUGUUCAGUAGUGAAUCAGCUGGGUAUGUUGUGUUUAGUAGUGGAUCAGCUGGGUAUGUUGUGUUCAGUAGUGAAUCAGCUGGGUAUGUUGUGUUUAGUAGUGGAUCAGCUGGGUAUGUUGUGUUCAGUAGUGAAUCAGCUGGGUAUGUUGUGUUUAGUAGUGGAUCAGCUGGGUAUGUUGUGUUCAGUAGUGGAUCAGCUGGGUAUGUUGUGUUCAGUAGUGGAUCAGCUGGGUAUGUUGUGUUUAGUAGUGGAUCAGCUGGGUAUGUUGUGUUCAGUAGUGGAUCAGCUGGGUAUGUUGUGUUUAGUAGUGGAUCAGCUGGGUAUGUUGUGUUCAGUAGUGGAUCAGCUGGGUAUGUUGUGUUUAGUAGUGGAUCAGCUGGGUAUGUUGUGUUUAGUAGUGGAUCAGCUGGGUAUGUUGUGUUCAGUAGUGAAUCAGCUGGGUAUGUUGUGUUUAGUAGUGGAUCAGCUGGGUAUGUUGUGUUCAGUAGUGGAUCAGCUGGGUAUGUUGUGUUUAGUAGUGGAUCAGCUGGGUAUGUUGUGUUCAGUAGUGAAUCAGCUGGGUAUGUUGUGUUUAGUAGUGGAUCAGCUGGGUAUGUUGUGUUCAGUAGUGGAUCAGCUGGGUAUGUUGUGUUUAGUAGUGGAUCAGCCGGGUAUGUUGUGUUUAGCAGUGGAUCCGCCGGGUAUGUUAAGUUCAGUAGUGGAUCAGCUGG
Messenger RNA from Procambarus clarkii (red swamp crayfish), 2051 nucleotides. RefSeq names its product mucin-19-like. The record is from RefSeq and is a predicted model, not a curated record. Lineage: Eukaryota; Metazoa; Arthropoda; Malacostraca; Decapoda; Cambaridae.